Molecule: messenger RNA, 961 nt
Organism: Pseudovirgaria hyperparasitica
Lineage: Eukaryota; Fungi; Ascomycota; Dothideomycetes; Acrospermales; Acrospermaceae
Exons: 1
Coding region: 178-663 (161 amino acids)
Source: RefSeq, a predicted model, not a curated record
AUAGUAUUUAUAUUACUAGUACUAUUAAAGUAUAUACAUAUCAUACACUAUACUCUAAUUGGUACAUAUGCUAAUAAGUAAUGAAGACUAAGCAUUAACAUGGAAGACUGGCGCCAAAAAAAAUGACAGGCGGAUGGUGGAGUUAUUUCCUGGGGUACAGCUCUAGCGUGCCAAAACAUGAGGUGUGUGCAGUGUUCUCGUCCUUGGCCCCGGAGCUUGCUCCACACAACCUUCAACCCCGCAAACCCAUGGUCGACGCUACACGACGCCCUAGUUAUCCCUCAUUCUCAACCUGUUUGUGCAGACAUGGACAAAUGUCGACGAGGCCAAUCGGGCACACGGAGCGGAUGCAGAAUUGUGGAACCAGUCGAGGAUUUCCUUGGAAUGCCCAGUCACUCAACUGGGCUUGACCAGAGUCUCGACACCAGUACAGUGGAUCAUACGCGUGGUGUGGAGAUAGUUUGCUCCUGGUUUCCGAGGGCUGAGCUGAGGGGUAGAAGUCGACUGAAGGCAACUGCACGGCACGUUGGUCGAGCCACUGGGGUGUGGCGGUCGUCUGUCGAACCGGAACGAACUUGGGAGGUGAUUGAAGGAAAAAAGAAGGGAAGAGUUAGAAAAUAUGGUCAGCUCUUCCACAUGCUUUCUAGUGACUUGACCAUUUGAGUACUAAUAUUGACCACCACGGUGCUGAAGCUGAUCUAUAAGAGAGAGCGAAAGGACCAGAGCCAGCCUUUCCACCUUCUCGCACACAUGGAUGACGGACCGUUGGUGAGAGACAAGCUGCAUCUUCAGCAUCAGGUGAGAAUGGAAAGGCUGCUCGACCUUCACAAGCUACUCCUUCAAGCCAACCUGCCCCUGCACGCCUCCAACCUCUUUGCUAGCGUUCCUUGCUUCCAGUCGGCCGCCUCAUCCAACAGCUGAGCAUGAUGAUGCGACUUCAUAAUGUCCAUUCUCCGCAGGU